This is a messenger RNA of Hemibagrus wyckioides, 1492 nucleotides long. RefSeq names its product keratin, type I cytoskeletal 50 kDa-like. Gene Ontology annotation, molecular function: structural molecule activity. The transcript is spliced from 8 exons. Bases 49 to 1419 code for a protein of 456 amino acids. The record is from RefSeq and is a predicted model, not a curated record. NCBI's taxonomy places the organism in Eukaryota, Metazoa, Chordata, Actinopteri, Siluriformes, Bagridae.
CUCAAUCUCACUCACUCUCCAGAGUAAGACUAAAAAGCCUCCAUCAGCAUGGCUAGCACCUUCUCCAACUACAGUAGCUUUGCUUCUGGAUCAGUGAUCGGUGGUGGAGGAGCCCGGGUCAGUGCAAUGCGGGCAGGAAGUGUCUAUGGUGGAGCAGGAGGGUCUGGGGUUCGCAUCUCCCACGCUUCUCGCUCCUUGUCCGUUGGUGGAUCUGGAGGUAGUGUUGGUGGAGGCUUUAGAUCUGGUGCAGGGUUUGGAGGUGGUGCAGGGUUCGGAGGUGGUGCAGGGUUCGGAGGUGGUGCAGGGUUCGGAGGUGGUGCAGGGUUUGGAAGUGGUGCUGGGGAAGCAGACUCUAGCAUCAUCGGCAAUGAAAAGUUCACCAUGCAGAACCUCAAUGACCGUCUGGCCUCCUACCUGGAGAAGGUGCGCUCCCUGGAGAAGGCGAAUGCAGAUCUUGAGCUCAAGAUACGCCAGUUCCUGGACAGCAAGACCUCCCCUACUGCCCGGGACCACUCUGGGUCCUUGGCUUCCAUCAGUGAGCUACAAGCUAAGAUUCUGGAUGCCAUUCAGCUGAAGGGUUCAGUCCACCUGAGCAUCGACAAUGCCAGUCUGGCUGCAGAUGACUUCAGGAUAAAGUAUGAGAACGAGUUGGGCAUGCGUCAGUCUGUUGAGGCUGAUAUCUCGGGACUGAGGAGGUUGCUGGAUGAUCUGAACCUGACCAAGAAAGAUCUCACGCUGCAGAUUGAGGCCUUGAAUGAGGAGCUGGCCUUCCUGAAGAAGAACCAUGAGGAGGAAUUGCUAACAGCACGUAGUCAGAUGAGCGGACAGAUCCAUGUCGAGGUUGACGCUGCACCACAGCAAGAUCUCAGCAGUAUCAUGGAAGAAAUCCGUGAGCAAUAUGAAGCCGUUGCUGCCAAGAGCCAGAGAGAGCUUGAGGGCUGGUUCCAGACAAAGUCUGAGAGCCUGAAACAGGAAGUUGCUGCCAGUACGGAGACACUGGCCACCUCCAAAACAGAAGUGAACAGUGUGAAGAGCACAUCACAGUCUCUGGAAAUUGAGCUCCAGUCUCUGUUGGCCAUGAAAGCCUCCCUGGAGGGAACACUCUCUGAGACUCAAGCCCGUUAUGCCAUGCAGUUAUCUGGACACCAAGUGCAGGUGACAAGUCUGGAGGAGCAGCUGGUGAAACUUCGUGCCGAUCUGGAGCGUCAGUCUCAGGAGUAUCAGAUGCUGCUGGACAUCAAGACCAGACUGGAGCUUGAGAUCGCAGAGUACAGGAGACUGCUGGAUGCUGAGGCCAGUGGCAGUGCCUCGAUUUCCUCCAGCAAGAACUCCACCACUAAAACCGCAAUCAUCACUGUGGUUGAAGAGGUGGUGGAUGGGAAGGUCGUCUCCACCUCUUCUACAUCUAUUACCAAGUAAUAAAGCAAUACUUAAAGAAAUGUUUUUACUGGAGUAGAAUUAACCAAAAAUUUCUGUUUAAAAAUAAAACGUU